AUGGCGGACAGCGAAAACGAACUCGACGAAACCGUUCGAGAACUUUCUGCAGCCGCUAACCAACAAAGUGCCGCUAGUGUAACGGCACAGUUAGCUGCAAUGAUGCGGGAAAUCCAAAACCUUAAAACAGCANCAAUGAUGCGGGAAAUCCAAAACCUUAAAAGAGCAUUGGCGCAACAACAGCAAGCGGUAGCGGCAUCGGCGGACUCGAACAGCGAAGGCGAUGAAGCGGUAGGCAAUACAUUGGUAGCUGCGGUCAGUGAGCUGAAUCGCGCAUUAUCACAUGUGCCGACACAACCUGUGAUCAGGUUAUGCGACCUUCCCGAGUUCGAUGGUCGACCGGAAGACUGGCCUAUGUUUAGGGAAGCGUUUACUGCUACGACGGAAGAGUACCACUACACCGAGCGCCAGAAUAUGUUAAGGUUGCAGAAGGCAUUGGAGGGUAAGGCGCGGGAGACAGUCGAAUGUCUGCUCAUACACAGCGCGAAUGUUACUCGGGUUCUAGACUCGCUUAAGGAACGAUUCGGCAGACCAGAGUUGCUAAUCAAAAGCCAAAAUACGCGUACACGUAACGUUCCAAACAUUCCGGAAAACAAAAUCGACCAAAUUAUUUCGUUCGCAACAAAAGUACAAAACCUAGCGUCAUUUCUAAACGCCGCCGACUGUGACCACCACCUUAGCAAUCCUAUUUUAAUGGAGGAGCUCGUAUCGAAGCUACCCGUACAGCGCAAGUUAGCAUGGGUGCGGUAUUCCUUGGGCAUACAACCAAGACCAACGGUUAUAUACCUUAGCGAGUGGCUUCAAGAAGAGGCGAGAGUAAUCAGAACGGUUUGUACCACCAUGGGUGACACGGAGCGGCAGUCGGAAGCGAAAGCGGAAAGACGUCAGAGAUUUUUCCACACUACAGAGUCACGAUAAUUACACAAGGGCGAGAGCAAGAUGUGCUUCGGUCACCAUGACCUCUAGCGAUGCAGCCAGUUCUUAGGUCUUCCGUACAAGCAGAGGUGGCGCUUCGUACGUGAAAAGGGCCUUUGUUUUAAUUGCUUGAGUCUGGGCACAGAGGCACAACAUGUAGGCGCAAACACGAUUGCGCGAACGUUAGGUGUGUCAAAAAAUGGCACGCACUUCUACACGAGCCUCGGCCCCAAAGAGAAGAAAGCUACCAGCAGACCGAGCAAAGGCCGCGUAUACUUACCAAUGCCGAGGUGUCACCUGGGGGUCAACUUCUAUUGUUUAAAAUACUUCAAGUUAAACUGUUUGCUAAUGGUAAGAGUGUAAACAGUUAUGCACUCCUCGACG
Messenger RNA from Rhagoletis zephyria (snowberry fruit fly), 1299 nucleotides. RefSeq lists its product as uncharacterized. Lineage: Eukaryota; Metazoa; Arthropoda; Insecta; Diptera; Tephritidae. The record is from RefSeq and is a predicted model, not a curated record.